This is a messenger RNA of Lymnaea stagnalis (great pond snail), 1945 nucleotides long. NCBI's taxonomy places the organism in Eukaryota, Metazoa, Mollusca, Gastropoda, Lymnaeidae. The record is from the annotation of a GenBank genome assembly.
UCCAUCCUGAAGAAAAGAAAAAAGAAACAGAUUUUUCAUGAUGAGCUACGCAACCCACUGUGGGCAGGAGAUAGAGGCCUUGGAAAUGGCGCCACCAUCGGUGUAUGAAGUUUUAGCUUUAAUUUUCCGUUUUAUUUGAAUGGCUUCUAAGUGAGCUAAGUGUAGACUUUUAUCAAUUUAAAAGCAAAAAAUGAUAGUCAUGUGUAAAAAAGAAAUAAAUUUUUUUUAAAAAAGCUCAGACUAAUGGUAUGCAUGGACACAAAUGGCCCUGUCAUAUUUAUAAACUCUGUAAACUUAUUGUUUGAGAAAUAUGUAUUUUAUACUUCAUUUAUUUUUUCAUGAAUAUUUUGCAUUUGCAUCUCCUUGGUGUUUCACUGCUCUAAACAUGCAAUAAAUAAAUAACUUUAUUUUAUAGAAAAUAGAACCACAAGUCUCCCUUGCAUUUUUGUUGUACAAAUAUUACAAUUGUGCCAUCCUUUCAUUAGGUACCUGCUUUCAAAGAGUGUAAACUUGCAUGUUAAACAGUCCAUUUCAAUUAAUGGGGAUUGUAACUUUGUACAUUUGUUGUUGUUUUUUUUUCUCUUAAGGCUAAUAAAAAGGAGAUAGACUUCUGGCAACAGUUCGUUACCAAGUAUUUGCUGCCAAUAUAUCCCACUCCUGAGGAGAAGGUAACGUGAACAUUUUAGCUUAUUGAACUAUUUUAUUCUUGAAAGAAAUGUGUUUUAAAAUUUGUUUCAACAAGGAAGUGUAAUUUUCAGUUUAUCAAUGAAAUUAAUGACUAUUCUAUUACGUAUGACAUACACCAAAUUAUUGAAGCAAACAAACCUUGUAAGGCUUGGAAGAUCUGAUUUAUAACAUUUUCUUACAGAAAAAAAACCACAGAUGGCCUGAAAGAUCUCAGGAACUCAUCAGCUUUUGGGUUAAUCAUUCUCAACCUUCUGUGGAUGGCCCUUAAUUUCAUGUUCCAGUAUACAAAAGCUGGGCGUAUCUCUUUUGACUAUUCAUUUGGUGGCAAAACAUACCAAUUUGAGGUAAACUUUUUUUCUUUUGUGCUGGAGAUUUAGGGGUUUUCCCUACAAAUUUUACCUGUAACAAAUUUAAAGUUAAUAAAGUAAAUUCUCCACUUGGUAUUUUCAUGUCGGCAAACUGUUUUUGAUUAUAGCUUAACCAGUAAAAUGGAUUUGUUUGUUCCCGCUACCAGGAAAGUAUCCUUGGCUUUGCCUUUGUGGCUCUUCUGUUACUGUUUUUGAUCUUACAAAUGAUUGGAAUGUUGAUGCACCGCAUGAGCACAUUACAGCACCUUCUGGCCAUCACAGAGAUUACAAUAAGGUAGGACCCCAAGAAAUGUUGCCAGUAUGUCAAUUCCUAAAUGUUAUUCAUUAACAAAGCAAAUUUAAUUUAUUUGUUAUUCAAUUUUAAAUCUGCUUAAAUUUGUAUGUAAUAAACUGUUGAUGGUACUGAAAAUAUAAUUUUUAAAAAAUGGCUCUAGACUCUUAGAUGAACUUUCAUAGCAACUUUUUUUUUUACUAAUCAAGGAAUUUUAUUUUAGUGUUUUUCUGGCCAUGAAACUUCAUCAUUUCAAAUAAGUUUUAAAAAAACUAAAUUUUUUAAGCAGAAAGAAUUGCAAGGAUUUUUGUAAUCUUUUCCUGGAAGCUGAACAAAAAUUCAAACAAUUCUUUUUAAACAUGAAUAAUUGUUUAUUUCUUUCAUUUUACUAAAUUUCAUUCUGUGUCCUCAAAAGAUUUAAAUAUCACUGCAUAACUUUUUAUAUGAUAGGAAAGGUAAAAGGAAAGAUGCAUCCGUGGCACGAAACAGAGAAGAUGCUAUCAGGCAAAUCAAAGCAGUUUUGCAGAUUCCUUCCAUGAUUGAUAAUGGUGCUUUCACUACACCACCAGCUGUAGCUGAGAAAAACAAUAAACUUGGGGUCACUUUUAUCGGGGCAUGA